Molecule: messenger RNA, 1733 nt
Organism: Entelurus aequoreus (snake pipefish)
Lineage: Eukaryota; Metazoa; Chordata; Actinopteri; Syngnathiformes; Syngnathidae
Gene: adob
Product: 2-aminoethanethiol (cysteamine) dioxygenase b
Exons: 1
Coding region: 348-1052 (234 amino acids)
Cellular component (GO): mitochondrion
Molecular function (GO): oxidoreductase activity, acting on single donors with incorporation of molecular oxygen, incorporation of two atoms of oxygen
Source: RefSeq, a predicted model, not a curated record
CAGACGUCAUGUCUACGUAUGUAUUUACCGUGCAAAGUGUAACGUUUAAAACGGCGGUGCGGUCACGUGACGAACGGAAGUUGCUGAGUACUUCCGGAACCAAAACAACGAGCAACGGAAAGGAUGUCUCACUCUGACUUCUUUUUAAGAAUCCGGAAGUAGCACAAGGGCCAUUGUUUUGUAGUUGGGACAAAACACGCCAACAUGUCUCUAUUUAAUUUUCACUUUCAUAUUUAGUGUCCACAUUUUCACCGAGUGAUGCGGAUAACGUGACUUUGGCGUGAGGACGCCGGAGUGAGACGUCAUCCCUUAAACACGCGAUCUUGGGCGCUAGCUGCACCGUCGCUAUGAGGCCCAGAGAAGACGCCAUGAUGACUUCCAUCGUGCAGAGGAUCGCACGGCAGGCGCUCGUCACCUUCCGGAGCCUGCCGGGGCUCGGCGCGCAGGCCGCCAAGUGCUUCGCGGAGAACCACGACAAGCUGCACGGCCUCAUGAGCGAGGUGCGCGCCGCCGACCUGAAACUCGCGCCGCCCGCCGCGCCCCCUCCCCGCGGGGCGCCGCCGGUCACGUACAUGCACAUCUGCGAGACGGAGCACUUCAGCAUGGGCGUGUUCCUGCUGAAGAGCGGCGCCUGCAUCCCCCUGCACGACCACCCGGGCAUGCACGGCCUGCUCAGGGUCAUGUACGGCAAGGUGCGCAUCAGCUGCUACGACCGGCUGGAGUCCUCCUCCCCGCCGCCAGGUGGCGCGCUGCGGCGCUGCCUGCCGCGCUCCAGGGGCGAGUACACGCAGGACAGCGAGCCGUGCCUGCUGGCCCCCGAGCGGGACAACCUGCACCAGAUCGACGCGGUGGACGGCCCCGCCGCCUUCGUGGACAUCCUGGCCCCGCCCUACGACCCGGACGACGGGAGGGACUGCCACUACUACCGGGUGCUGCCAGAGGCGGAGCUCGGGGACCCGCAGAGCCGGGAGGUGUGGCUGAUGGAGAUCUCGCAGCCCGUCAGCUUCUGGUGCGGGACCGAGCCCUACCCGGGCCCCGAGGUACGCCUCUGACCCGGGCGCGCAGGGUGACGUCACCACGGACUGACCCGGCGUGUCAGGUGACCCACGUGCGGACUGUUUGAUAUGAUCCAACGCCAUCUCUGUGUAGUAAUUGAUGAACUUUGGCCAUGUCGAUCAGCGGUUCUCAAACUUUGUUCACCAAGUACCGCUUGGCUCGCCCAACGUUAAAACGCAGUAGCGUAGCAGGUCUAAGUAUUCAUUAGUAACUCCAUGUGUCAGGUUCAAACUGACGACAUCUAUUAAACAUGGGCUUGGGCUGGUCCUGGCUUCAGCCUGGGCAGGUCUUGGAUGACAAUAGAUAACCCCCCUCCCGUCUCCUCCCAUCGUACACAAUGGAAUUUUCCAAGCCUUUGCUUGGUGCAACAAAGACAGCCUCUUGUCUGUUCAUUGGGAACUCAGAACGGAAAGUUUUUGAUCAUUUAAAUACAAAUUUUCUGACACCAUGUGCAGUACAUAUCGGCGUGCCACGGUUUGAGAACCCCUGAUCGGGAUAACGGGAAUAACGUCAACAUGGCGACGACUGCUGCUGUCCGAUUAAUGCUCCCUUUACCCCCUGCGCAACGCUGCUAGUUCCACUGUGACCGCCUCCAAACAUUUCAGUGUGAAAGACGAGGAAUGAAGGAGUUUGUAAGUAGCUACCACGUGGCGCUAAUAAACACCAUUCAAGUCCGA